UGUCGAUGAUGUCAUACCUCAAAACAGAGAAGUAAAUCCUCCCGUGAUUGUGACUCUGUUUUGUGACUGAGACUUCGUCACUAUUUCUUUGGUGAAAUUCGCCACUCUUUAAAAAUCUGAAGACCAACACUGAAAUCAGUAAAUUACUGUGGUUUUUUCAGCACAAACAUCUCUAUCAUCAACCGUGACAAUGUCGUUCCUCUUCGGAAGAAAAAAGACACCAGCAGAAAUGCUGAAGCAGAACCAGCGGGCCUUGAAUCGAGCCAUGAGGGAGCUGGAUCGGGAACGGUCGAGGUUAGAAGGCCAGGAGAAAAAGGUCAUCGCUGAUAUCAAGAAGAUGGCCAAGCAAGGGCAGAUGGAUGCAGUGAAGGUGAUGGCUAAGGAUUUGGUCAGAACGAGGCGGUACGUCAAGAAGUUCAUCAUGAUGCGUGCCAACAUCCAGGCUGUCUCCUUGAAGAUCCAAACACUGAAAUCCAACCAGACCAUGACGGACGCAAUGAAGGGAGUGACAAAGGCUAUGCAGACCAUGAACAGACAGUUGAAACUACCGCAGAUUCAGAAGAUCAUGAUGGAAUUUGAGAAGCAGUCGGAGAUUCUGGACAUGAAAGAGGAGAUGAUGAACGAUGCGGUGGAUGAUGCGCUGGGUGACGAGGACGAUGAAGAGGAAAGUGAUGCCAUCGUGUCUCAAGUCCUUGAUGAACUCGGUCUUGUACUCACUGACGAACUCACAGCAAUUCCGGGAACGGGAGGCCCAAUGGCGCAGAAGAACCAGCCAGCCGCAAAGCAAGCCGUAGCUGCUGAGGGAGAAGCCGAUGAUGACUUACAGGCCAGAUUAGAUAACCUGAGAAGAGAGUGAGCCUUAAUCCCUCACUCCUUAAUCCCUUGCCUUAAUCCGCUCUCCAAUAAUCCCCUAUCCCAAAUCCCCUCCCUGGUUUCUACAUAAUGUGAUUUUAAGAGCAGAGUAAAAUGGAUUGGAUAGCAAGGUUGUCAUGAUAUUGACAUUCUUAUGUCUCUGCUUUUGAAUUCACAUUAACCCUAACUCCAUAGCAUAAUUUACUAGGAGCCAUACCCAUCCUGGCAAAUUCAAACACUAUAAUAUAGUGUU
Molecule: messenger RNA, 1105 nt
Organism: Patiria miniata (bat star)
Lineage: Eukaryota; Metazoa; Echinodermata; Asteroidea; Valvatida; Asterinidae
Product: charged multivesicular body protein 2a-like
Exons: 6
Coding region: 191-856 (221 amino acids)
Biological process (GO): protein transport; late endosome to vacuole transport; endosome transport via multivesicular body sorting pathway
Cellular component (GO): multivesicular body; ESCRT III complex
Source: RefSeq, a predicted model, not a curated record